Molecule: messenger RNA, 1460 nt
Organism: Aspergillus costaricaensis CBS 115574
Lineage: Eukaryota; Fungi; Ascomycota; Eurotiomycetes; Eurotiales; Aspergillaceae
Product: transcriptional regulator SPT3
Exons: 4
Coding region: 107-1081 (324 amino acids)
Biological process (GO): transcription by RNA polymerase II
Cellular component (GO): SAGA complex
Molecular function (GO): protein heterodimerization activity; transcription coregulator activity
Source: RefSeq, a predicted model, not a curated record
GUCAAUAUCCGUCCUAUCUUGAUCCUGAGUAGACUGAGAUUCGGACUCCCCUUGUCAGAGUAUUUGCAGUGGAGCAUGCUCGAUCAGUGUUCCUAUAACCUGCAUCAUGUCGACUGAUCGUACCCCCAAGUAUCGGCAGGAGAUCCAGCAGAUGAUGUUCGUCUCUGGUGAGACUGCCGAACCGUCCGUUGAAACCACGACUCUCAUUGAGGAUAUUGUGCGCCAGCAAGUUGUCGAAAUUCUCGCAAGAAGCACUGCCCUAGCGACUCGUCGCGGCGUGCGAUCUAUCUCUACCGAUGACUUGAUCUUUCUCAUUCGCCAUGACAAGGCCAAGGUGUCGCGUCUCAAGACGUUCCUGUCCUGGAAGGAUGUCCGCAAAAACGUCAAAGACUCCGACGACAAAGGCGGCGCUGAUGCAGCAGACUUCGCAGGAGCUGAUGACCCCAUUGCCGGCGGAGUCGUCGCAGGACCGCAGGAUGUUGCGUCAAAGCCCAAGAAUAAGCGUGCUCGCGUUGGUCUCGCCUGGGACGUGAACAGCUUCUACUCGGUGCAGGUUCCCGAACGCGAGGACGAAGAAGAUGAGGAAGAGGAGGAGCAGAACUACGCUACGCUCCAGCGCCUCGCCGCGGCCGACGAACGUACCAAGAAUAUGACCAAGGAAGAGUAUGUGUUCUGGUCAGAAUGUCGCCAGGCUUCGUUCACAUACCGCAAGAGUAAACGGUUCCGCGAGUGGGCUGGGUUCGGCAUUGUGACUGAGUCCAAGCCCAACGACGAUAUCGUUGAUAUUCUUGGUUUCUUGACGUUCGAAAUCGUGCAGACUCUGACCGAGGAAGCACUCAAGGUCAAGGAGCGGGAAGACCGCGAGAAGAACCGUCGUGGGGGUGGUGAGAACGGCGAGAGCAGUAAGAAGCGUACACGCGAGACUGGAUUGUUCGAUCCCCCUGAGGAGGGUCGUACCCCGGUUGAGACCAGACAUAUUCGCGAAGCGUAUCGGAAGCUGCAGGCGACUCCUAAUAAGAACAUUGCCAUGCUGCUGCACAAUGGACGCCUGCCGGCUAAGAUGCCAUUGCGAUUGAUUUGAGGAAUUAUUGGCGUUAGCGAUGGCGUGGGCGUCACUUUAACGAUACCCUUGGAGUUACGAUAACAUGAUUUCUUAUUCUUCGGUGCUCUUGGUUGAACUUGGUUGGUUCUAUUGAUAAUCAGGUUGAUGGACUGGUCCUUUGGAAUUGACUGGUCCGGAUUGAUCUUUUGGAGCUUUGGGAAUCAUGUUAAUGGAUGGGAUGUUUCUUUUGUUUCUCUUUUGUCAGGUGUUACUUGAUUGAACAUCUUGUAUGAACAUCUUGUAACACUAGUUGUUUACCUUCGUCUCGUUCGACCGGUCUACUCGAUUGAACUUGUUAGUUCAGCCUGGCGCUGUUUCCAUACUCGUUCUCUUGUUGACUGGUCCUACUUGACUGAAC